Pleurotus ostreatus (oyster mushroom) is the source of this 1680-nucleotide messenger RNA. RefSeq lists its product as uncharacterized. The coding region runs from base 1 to 1680 and encodes 559 amino acids. The transcript is spliced from 3 exons. NCBI's taxonomy places the organism in Eukaryota, Fungi, Basidiomycota, Agaricomycetes, Agaricales, Pleurotaceae. The record is from RefSeq and is a predicted model, not a curated record.
AUGGGUCAGCGCCAUCAUAUCUGGCUCAUAGCCAAGGUCGUACCUCGCGAUUCUACCGACAACAAAGCCUAUUACCGUUCUCUUGGUGGCUUUCAUAACCAAUGGUGCUACGGCCGUUUACCGUCGCGCGCUGUACGCCGCUUCGUCGAUCUCGCCAAACAAAAGGACAACGCUGAGAUCAUCCAAAUCGAACUCGAUGAGAUGCAGAACAAAUACAGCAGAAAUGCCAAUAUAAAACAAAUGCCAAGCUGCCCUUGUCCUUAUACACAAUUCUUGCUCGGACUUGCUUGCUGCGUCGACCUUGAUGAUUUCAUUCCGACCUAUGUCUCAGGGCAUUCUUACGACGGGUGUCUCUUGCCAGCUACCACACGCGGUAGCUUUGAUCAUGGCCCAGAUGACGGUAUAUCUGUUAUUGAUGUCACCGAUCCAAUGAAUCCAGCAUACUGCCAUGUCCUAUCGAAUAGGCCUCUCCCAGCUGAGGGAUACAUCAGGAGCUAUUACGCCUAUCCAGCAGACGAUUCGGAGAACGGGGACUCCGAACUAGAAAAAGACAUUGCAACCUUAAUCGCUUCCCUCGAUGAUGCCAAGGUGGUUACGACGGAAAUGCUUGCAGAAGCCUGGCCCAGGGAAUAUGGUCGCGCCGGUGGUGGCUCAGAAACAGACGAAGUGGCAGAUCCCUCAGAUCAACCCGCACUUGCCGAAGACAACAUCGUUCCACAAUUGGCCGACCUUGUUGUGGGACCUGCAGUCAAGCAAUCCAUCGCUCAGGGCAAUUUCGAUGAGUUGGAGAAACUCGUCUGGAUACCGGAGAAGGCCAAGUUAAUCAAAGCAGCGCUGCGAGAAAUCGAUCCCUUUCCUGACGCUGCUAUCCCAUUACUCCGCCGUGUCUGUGAAGUCGAGUCCCAAACCAACAAGAAUGAGCUCGACCUAACUGGUCUCCCUCUAUCCUCCGACCAAAUCCUUGAUUUCGUGUCCCAGCACAGCGACAUACAAUACCUCAGACUUUCAAGUAUGCCACAUGUCACCAUAGACACUGUGCGCAAGCUGUUGACCUUGGUGCCAUCGAUUUCGCACCUUACCCUCCUUGGCACCUCCAUUGCGAACGAAUCCAUCCUUGAACUGUUGGCCGGGGAGCCCAAACUCUUCUAUAACAUGGAGGCUCUGAUCCACCCUGUCCUUCUGACAUACGCCAAAAAGGCUCCUUACAAGGCUGCAUUCACCUUCCCCGGCAUUUCAGGCGCUUCCAUUGGUGGCUGUCCCGCACUACCAUUCUUCACACCCCAGAGAAUCGUACAAGUGUUCUCCGAUUUUCUGAGGGGGAUAUUAAGGAAUGAGAUGAGCAUGGCAAGGAAGGCCCUUCUUUUUGGGGCGAUGGGCUCGAGCAUGCUCGCCUUAGCAUGCCUCGCGUCUGAUCGAACACAAGGCCAGAAAUGGAGCGAGAGACGCGUACCCAUAUUGCCUCUAUUCUGCGACGGAGAAGCAGAGGGGAGCGACAAGGACUUUCUGGAUCUCGACGGUUUCCUCAGCGCAAUGAGAGCUGAGGGACGCCCUGCUCCUUUACCAGCCUCUGUCUCGGAAUUGAAGGGGUUCAUUGCAGAAGCUAAGCUCCAGGCAAUGAAUGUGGAGUCUGUGGAAGAGGCCUUGCAAGAACUUCAGAUGUAUGUCAACUCUACCCCGUGA